UUAUUCUCCACUCUCUCCUCCACAUCGCGGCUCUGUUAAGAACUCUGAAUUAGGGUUUCAAAAUCGCCAUGGGAGAUCGGGUUCUGCAGCAAUGGCAAAGAACUUGAGCACAGCAAGUAGUAUGUCUACUAGAUGUUGAGCAUUGGGAGUGGAAGAUGGGUGAAGAAUGGCAUCAAUUUUACUCCUCAGCCUAUCAAGGAACAUACAGAAAUCUUCACCAGCCAGCUGUCAUAAUUGGAGGAUGCUUUGUAGUAGUAGCAUUGGUCCUUUCCAUCCUCCUCAUUUUUCAACAUCUCAGAUCAUACACCAAACCAGCAGAACAAAAAUGGAUUGUUGCGGUUCUUUUCAUGGUUCCAGUGUAUGCUUGCCAGUCUAUUAUAUCUUUGUGGAACUCAAGAUUGUCUCUUGCUUGUGAUAUUUUAAGGAGCUGCUAUGAAGCAUUUGCAUUGUAUUCUUUUGGUAGCUAUUUGGUUGCCUGUCUAGGUGGAGAAGAAGUAGUCAUAGAACUGCUUGAAAAUGAAUCAAGAAAGCAGCUCAGCAAGCCAUUGCUAGAAGGAGAGGAUGAGAAACAAUGGUUACAAGAAAAAUCGCUAAGGAACUUCUUCACGAGACCAUGUGUGCUUGGGAAAGACUUGCUCAGAAUAGAAAAAUCCGGUCUUGUACAAUACAUGAUUUUGAAGACAGUUUGUGCGUUCUUAGCAUUUGUGUUGGAGCUCUUUGGCGUUUAUGGUGAUGGGGAAUUCAAGUGGCACUAUGGGUAUCCUUACAUGGCUGUGGUGUUGAACUUUAGCCAAAUGUGGGCAUUGUUUUGCCUCGUGCAAUUUUACAAUGUAACUCAUGGAAGACUUCAAUCAAUAAAACCACUUGCAAAGUUCAUCAGUUUCAAGGCUAUUGUGUUUGCUACAUGGUGGCAAGGCGUGGGUAUUGCAUUGUUGUGUUCACUUGGAGUUUGGCCCAAGCAGGGGAAGUUUCAAACUGGUUUGCAGGACUUCUUAAUAUGCAUAGAAAUGGCCAUUGCAGCAGUGGCUCACGUUUUUGUCUUCUCGGCAGAACCGUAUCGUUUCCUCCCUGCUUCUGAGUAUGAAGAAGUGACCACAGAAACAACUAAAGCAGAGGUGAAGUUAGAGGAGGGUGACGAGGAGAAACCCUCUGUUCUUGAAACAACAGAAACUCAAAUAAAGGCUCCGGGAACAAGUAUCACUGAGAGUGUUCAGGACAUUGUUCGAGAGGGUGGUCAACAUGUUGUCAAGGAUGUUGUACUGACCAUAAAUCAAGCAAUAGAACCUGUGGAGAGGGGUGUGACUAAGAUCCAGGAGACCUUCCACCAGAUCUCGGUUGGUUCAGGCAAGGAAGAAGACACAGAAUUGGUACUAGAGAAACAGGAACAUGACCACAAAAAUCUUACCGAAAGCGAAGAAAAUCUUCCAGGAAGCCUAGAUCUGAAGAAAAUGUAGCCACGUAAGUUGUAGAGAAUUGUCCAAAGUAAUUUUUUAUCAAGACAUUUUUGUCGGUUUUAGAUUAGUAUUACACAGUACGAUUAAAAUUGAGUUUCUUUUCCCAGUUUAAGAAAACCUAGAAUAGCAGCAAAUUCCCUUGGAUUAUCUGCCUGUCAUCGAACUAGGAUAGAUCCUAAACAGCUCUUA
This is a messenger RNA of Vitis riparia (riverbank grape), 1643 nucleotides long. Its product is annotated as protein LAZ1 homolog 2-like. The record is from RefSeq and is a predicted model, not a curated record. Gene Ontology annotation, biological process: transport. Gene Ontology annotation, molecular function: transporter activity. Bases 156 to 1454 code for a protein of 432 amino acids. NCBI's taxonomy places the organism in Eukaryota, Viridiplantae, Streptophyta, Magnoliopsida, Vitales, Vitaceae. The transcript is spliced from 9 exons.